Messenger RNA from Neocloeon triangulifer, 1354 nucleotides. Its product is annotated as hsp70-binding protein 1. NCBI's taxonomy places the organism in Eukaryota, Metazoa, Arthropoda, Insecta, Ephemeroptera, Baetidae. Bases 122 to 1111 code for a protein of 329 amino acids. The record is from RefSeq and is a predicted model, not a curated record. The transcript is spliced from 6 exons.
GGUGUUUUUGAAAAGACGUGAACAACAAGGAAGGACGUGAAUCGAGCAAAGAAGUCGUGGGCGCUCAUUCGGAUAAAUCUUUCCUUAUUUGGCCGGCGGAGAAAUCAAACGAGUCACUCAAAUGUCGGAGCAACGUCAGAACAAUUCGCUCGUUCCAGUGCCUGGCGAGAACGACCCAAACAGCGACAAUCCGACGUCGCGGCAACCAGAGAACAUGCAGCAGUUGCUGCGACUCACCUUGGACGCGACGGGCAACAACGAGCAGGCCAAUUACAACCCUCUUUCAGAAGAGAGCCGAAAGUGGCUGAACGCUGCGCUUUCGGACAUGUCGACCAACGUGAUUGAGGAGCUCUCGAAGGGCAUCAAAGUUCUGGAAGGUGUUUCAAACAUCACAGACCGUGACAGCCCAGAAGAGUUCGAGAGGGCCCUUGACAUAAUUACCAGCUAUGUUGACAAUAUGGAUAUUUCAAAUGAUUUUCACAAAAUUGGUGGUUUCACAAUUUUUGACCCACUGCUCUCUUCUCCACACCCUUGCCUGCGCAGCAAAGCGGCAAACCUGAUUGCUGAAGUGACCCAAAACAAUGUCUAUUGCCAGUCCAGGAUAACUCACCUGUUUCCAAAGUUGCUUGAAAUGGUCAGGGAUGACCCUGAGCCAGAGGUUAAGGUCAAGGCUCUCUAUGCCCUCUCUUGCUCACUUCGAGACUAUCCUCCGUCCUUGGAGUACAUUGUGAAGCAUGAUGGUUUUGGUGUCCUGCUCAGCGCCAUGCAGAGUAACAUUGAGAAGCUGCAAAUCAAAGCUGCCUUCCUUCUCAGUGCCUUGUGCUCUGAGAGCAAUGCAGUUAAAGAACAUGUGAUUGAGCGCAAGAUGAUUGACCACUUGGCUGAGCUUUUGACAAAAAAGGACCAGCCCUACGAGCACAUGCUUGCAGCUCUGCUGUCAAUAGUCAGGGACCACCCGCAGGCUCAGGAAGAAUGUAAACGACCUGAGUUGUACUUUUACAACACACUCAUCAAGCUCAGGGAACACUCAAUCAUUUACGAGAACCUGGACCAGAGGCAGCAUUGCCAGGAAUUGCUGACACUUCUCUACAACGAGACCUUCUACAGCUAGUUUUCCAUUCAGUUUUUCAAACUCUCAAACAAAGUAAUAAUUCCAAGUCUGCGUUAGUUGUUGUCUUGCAUAACAUAAAAAUGAUCUAUUAUUAUUGAUGAAAUGAUUGUCUUCAAAUUUGAUCCUGGGCUUUCAUGAACUUAGCAUUAUGGUUGAAACUGAAGUCUGUCAUAUUGUCUUUGCUUUAAUUCAAUUGUCUAUUAAUUUGGAAAAUAUAUUGAUUGAGCAAUAUAUUUGAAAAUU